UUUGCCCGAUACACCUUACAUAUCAUAACUAACACACAGCUUUUGAUGUUAUUUACUUUUUCAGGGACAAAUUGGCUUGCAGAAAUUGUCUCGCAAAUUUACAACGAAGGCAACCUGUCAGAAAAACGAGGUUUCCUCCUGGAAAGAGCACUACACUCACACCAACCAAAUUCCCCAACGCCUGAUCUCAGCGCCCUGCCAAGUCCAAGGAUUUUUAAGACACAUCUACCUUACAAUGUGAUCCCUAAAUCACCAAACAAGGACACGGUGUGCAAAUACAUUUACGUUGCUCGAAAUCCAAAGGACGUUGUGGUAUCUUAUUAUUUUUUCUGGUCAGGCAUUUCAUCAUCGUGGCAUGGGCCGUGGGAAUUUUUUGCUAAACUAUUCGUUGAAGGAAAUGGUAGGUUCUUUACGUUAGGAAAAUUAUACAUUUAGCCUUAUUUCUGCUAUCUUCCGAUUGUUUUGUUCUCUGAUUUUAUUCGACAGCUGUAAGCUUUCAAAAAGCCCUCUCCUCACACCCCUCUCCACCCCCAAAACAUCCUCUCCUCUUAUCUAAAAACCACCCCCACCAAAUGAGGAACAGUUUAAGAGGAACAAAUGUCUUUCUACUCAACGAAGUUGGUUGUUUCUAUUUUUUAAGUCCCCUGGAACCACUGGAAUGACCAUGUUCUGGACUGGUGGAAGCACAAAGAUGAUGCUAACAUCUUGUUUGUUAAAUAUGAAGAUCUAAAAAAGGUUUGUUGUAGUCUUAAGAAACUCCUCAAUUCCACAACCGAUCAACAUGUCAGUUAUCCUCACUAUCUGAUUCAGUAAACUGGUGGCGAGAAUAGACUGACGUUAAGUGUCAGUUCAUGUCAAUCUCCCGAGUGGCGCGGAGUACAACGUUUAUUCUUUCCCACCAAUAAGCGCCAGCCAAUCAAAUUUUACCUCAUAAAUUUCGACAGCAGUUCCUGGAAAUUCUGAAAAAUAUGCGAAUUAUUUCAUCUAAUAUCCUUCUAGAAUAAGAUGGCGAUCUGCCAACGACACAAAAAUGUUGCACCCGAAGUAACUUCGACAGGCAAUAACCUCGGCAUUAUCAACAGGACAGUUAACCCACCAUUUGGCGACCGUAAAUCAAACUGGCUAUGACCGCCAGUAUAAGAGAAUACACUUUGCCCAAUACAACAGGACAUACUUAACCGCUGUCCGCACGAAUUGUUUUUGGAAACGUCGAGAAAGAACAGAACAAUAAAACACCAAUAUGCUUACCUCACUUUGACUUUAGAUUGUGAAAAUGAGUUAUUAGAACGUCUCAAAUUGUUGCAUGACUGCCGAACACAGGCUGCCAAAUUGCUGACUUACACUCCAAAUUUUUUUACUUUGGUCGCCAAGGUAGAGACCUUCACGGUGGCCUCUCGGAGCGCCGGUUUUACGUAUUAUUGAUAAUUCAUGGCUUUUGCUUGGUUAUAACAUUGAUACUGAUAUUUCAAAGCAUAAGUGCUGUUUAAUCUCUUUGACCCUUGGAGAGAGUUUUGCCCUACUGCUGGCUAAAUACCAAACAUUAAUCGUGCAAAUUAGGAACAAGUUCGUAUACAAAAGAGCAAAUCCCCUUGUCUUUUGGGAUCUACUCUCCCAUGUUCGGUCAAUCGCAGACUUCCUCAACAGGCCACUGACUGAUGAUAUUAUCAGUCGCAUCGCUGAGCAAAGCAGCUUCAGCGCAAUGAAGAAAGACCGUGAUUCAGUUCUUACAGUUCCAUUCAGGGAUGGCCGAAAUGUGCCGAUUCUUCGGAAGGGCGUGGUCGGUGACUGGAAAAAUUACUUUACUCCGGAGUUGAACGAGAGAUUUGAGAAGGAGGUGCUGGCAAAAUUACAAGGAAGUGGACUAGAGUUUGAUUUUGAAAUAUAA
Pocillopora meandrina is the source of this 1885-nucleotide messenger RNA. The record is from the annotation of a GenBank genome assembly. NCBI's taxonomy places the organism in Eukaryota, Metazoa, Cnidaria, Anthozoa, Scleractinia, Pocilloporidae.